CUCAGCCGCUGACAACCCGCCGUCUGUGUACUCUCCGAAACAACCCUAGACAAGAAGAGUAGACAAGAGGUGGCGACUGAAUAAGAAACAGCGAGAACGGCGCGAAGACAAAAGGGACAAAUUGGAUCACAUUUUCCUGGCUAACGUUGCUCUUAUCCCCGCCACACACACACAUACACACACACACAUUUCACACCUUUUUUCAAGACAGCCGGCAGCGGGUAAAGUUGGUCCCCGUCUCGCUUGUGAACAUUUCUAGUCUUGUUGAGGAUCGACUUGUUACAGUGCGGAUUUUCAGCCCUGGUCCCCAGCGGAUGAACGAUGCCUGUUGGAUGCUAACAUUUCCGGAGGAAGGCUGUCCGUGAACGUGCCACAUGCGCGUGGAAGAUAUGGAUCCGCUUUCACUAUAGCCAAGAUUUUGCCGCGUUUUUUAAAAAACAUUUUCAGUCCUCGUUCUUUUUUUUUUCAAAUUUACUUUUAUCCUCAUUUUAAAGGACCUUUGGGAUUACUAGACUCUUCUGGGGUUACAAUCAUGAACUUUGUUGUUAGUUUGGUACAAAUUCUCUUGGCAGCGGUUCUUCACCUAUCCACAGUAAAGACUGCCAGCAUUAACAAGGGAGUGGAUAAGCGUAAAAAUGAGGUCAUCCAACUCACAGAAGUCAUCAAUAAGAGUCGGUGCCAGCCAAGAGAGGUGCUUGUGGAUAUCUCCACGGAGUAUCCAGAAGACACGGAGCACACCUACAUACCUUCCUGCGUGGUCCUCAGUCGGUGUGGAGGCUGCUGCAGUGACGAGGCGAUGGAGUGCGUACCGACUGAAACCCGCAACGUUACACUGCAGGUAAUGCAGCUGAGAACAAUGGUAAUACAACAUAAAAUCCAGUUAAGCUUCACGGAGCAUCAAAAGUGUGAUUGCAGAUUAAAGCCAGAAGUUCAAGCAAAUAAUGAAUACCACUGUGCGCCUUGUUCAGAGAGAAGGAAGCGCUUGUUUGUGCAGGACCCUCUCACCUGUAAAUGCUCCUGCAAAUUCACACAAUUAGACUGCAAGUCCAGGCAGCUUGAGUUAAACGAAAGAACUUGCAGAUGUGACAAACCGAGGAGGUGAGACGGGGUGACGCAGACUACACUGUUAUGAAGGAAUUCUCUUUGGCACAGCACUUUUGAAACCUGAGGAUGCAUUCCCUGCAAGACGCUCCACGACAACGCCAGACAGGACAUUCUGGAUGCUGAUCCCACCUAACGCUAUACAAUAUAUAUGUACAUAUUCUCUCCAAGUACAUCAACAAUGUGUAUUGCUGCUACUAUUUAAGACUAAAACGACUUACGCUGCCGCGUGUGAACGGGAAGAGCGUUGAAGAAGCGGAGGUCAGCGCAAGGAUUUAUAGAUUUUAUUCGAUGUAACACUUCACUGGAUGCUUGUCUGCUGUGGAUAUGAACAUUGACAUACGCCUCACGUUAAGGAAAAAAAAAACGAUUGAAUCCUUGAACGCAGCGAAAAGACGAACUAAAGGGGGGACUGGUGGACGAUUAAGGACCUGCAGCACUUGAACUGUAUGGCAGGUUGAAGAAGUUAAGAAGUAGUGUCUCCAGGGUAGGAAGUGACUACACUUAAAAGGACAAUCCGACACAACUGCUGACACAGGUGGUGACGAAAAAUGUGACCUUCUCCCCCCCGAACGGAAGUUCAGUGACAACGGCAAGAACCAAACGAACAUUUUGCCAAGGAGUUUUGCGAAAGAUCGGGGGCGUGUAUCCAAGUAACGGUUUGAAAGUCAGGGUUAAAGGUAUCGGACCACGACCCGUCUGGUCUCCGGCCUUCGACACACAACUUCUCCUGAGUUGGAAAGUAUAUUUUCUGUGCACAGAGUUUAUUUGUAUUUUUUUAAAUAUUGUGUUACUUUCACAAAAUGUCUUGAGACCAGGCUAAAGGGAUGUUGUUGUAGGUGUAUAAGACAAUGAGUAAUGACUAGAUGACCUGAGAACAGGUCUGUCCGUAACUAAAAAAAAAAAAACCCUAAGCCGUUCUAAAUCCUCCUGAGAGCUAGUGUCCUCUGAAGUGGACAUAUGUGUUUUGCAUAAGAAGGCAAUUAUUUUUCCUCAAAAUGUGUACCUAUAACAAAAUAUAUAGACCAGAACCACUAAUAUCCACUGCAGUUUUUGAAUAAGAAGUCAUUUCCCUCCCCCCAAAAUGUUACUCUGACAACAGAAAUUGACAUUUGUGUUUUGCAUAACAAGGCAUUUUUUUAAAUGUGUAAAUCUGACACAAUUUGUUUUUGAAUCAA
Nerophis lumbriciformis (worm pipefish) is the source of this 2279-nucleotide messenger RNA. It is a transcript of the gene vegfaa, whose product is annotated as vascular endothelial growth factor Aa. Lineage: Eukaryota; Metazoa; Chordata; Actinopteri; Syngnathiformes; Syngnathidae. Gene Ontology annotation, molecular function: vascular endothelial growth factor receptor binding; chemoattractant activity; growth factor activity. Gene Ontology annotation, biological process: vascular endothelial growth factor receptor signaling pathway; positive regulation of endothelial cell proliferation; response to hypoxia. The record is from RefSeq and is a predicted model, not a curated record. Gene Ontology annotation, cellular component: membrane.